Molecule: messenger RNA, 786 nt
Organism: Cotesia congregata
Lineage: Eukaryota; Metazoa; Arthropoda; Insecta; Hymenoptera; Braconidae
Source: the annotation of a GenBank genome assembly
AUGUCAAGAAGUAGAAAAUCAACUGCUGCAGAAGCGAAGCUAAAGAAAAAGGAGUAUGACAGAAAGCGAAGAGAAAAAUUAAAAAAUUGUCCUGAAAGUUUGGAGAAACUUAGAGAGAAAGAAAGACUCAAGUAUUUAAACAAGAAGGAAAAAGGUCAGGUCAAGUCUGUAAGUGCUAUGAGUUCAAGAGAAAGAAGGCAGAAACAGAAACUAUGGCGAUUAAACAGUUCAAAAUACAGGGAGAAGAAUCAAAAUGUGCUGAAACACGACAUUAACGAUUUCUUGGAGAAAGAUGAAAACUCUCGAAUGUGUCCGGGAAAGAGGGAUUUUGUUAGAUCUGAAAAAUUACUAAAACAAAAGCGUCUGUUAACUGAUAAUAUGCGGAAUUUGCAUAAAAAAUUUUUAAACUCUGUUACUUACAAAAUAAGUUUGUCAACAUUUUGUAAGUACAGGCCUUUUUGGGUAACUUGGGCAAACCUUAAAGAACGAGAUACGUGUAAAUUCGUCGUUCACGUAAACAUAGAACUAAUCAUAUCAAAAUUACAUGAAAAUAAAGUCAUCUUACAUAAUAAUAUUCCAAGUUUGUUAUCUGAUAUAACAUGUGAUAUUUACUGUACUAAAUGUUUAUUUAGAGAAUGUAUAAAUUGUAGAGACAAGGCUCUAGAAUACAACCUUUCCCAAGCUACUAAAACUAUUACCUACCGACAAUGGAUGUACGAAAAUUUAACAUAUGAAAAAAAUGGAGAGACAAAAACAGUGCGUAAACCUUUGAAGAAGGAAAUAACU